Cydia fagiglandana is the source of this 2299-nucleotide messenger RNA. RefSeq names its product proton-coupled amino acid transporter-like protein pathetic. Gene Ontology annotation, molecular function: L-amino acid transmembrane transporter activity. The transcript has 8 exons. Gene Ontology annotation, biological process: amino acid transmembrane transport. Bases 158 to 1492 code for a protein of 444 amino acids. NCBI's taxonomy places the organism in Eukaryota, Metazoa, Arthropoda, Insecta, Lepidoptera, Tortricidae. The record is from RefSeq and is a predicted model, not a curated record.
UAAAGCCCGUGAUAUACUUGUAUUGUCAUCAUUAUUACCAUGAUUAUAGUAGUUAGCUCCGCAUAACAAAUCGGAUCUUAAUGACUGCUGAAGUGGUUUCCGCAGUUUUACAGUGAGUUGUUUAUUUUGAACAUAACUGAGAAUCUGUCCAUGCAGUAUGAACGUGAAAAAGGAGGAAGACAAUAAAGACAGUACAGGAGGGUCGAAAGGGGAAUAUAAUCCCUUCGAACACCGGAAAGUAGAAAAGCCUAAUUCUGACAUAAGGUCAACGGCUAAUUUGAUCAAAGCAUCUUUAGGCUCCGGUCUGCUGGCCGGACCUCUCGCUUUUUCCAACGCAGGAUGGGGCGUAGGAAUUAUUGGAACUAUACUAGUGGGUGUAAUAUGCGGGCACUGCAUACACAUUUUGGUAAAAACGUCCCGAGGGUGUUGUAUUGCAGAAAGAAAACCUUUGCUGGGAUACGCAGAGACAUGUAAAUCCGUUUUUAAAAACGGGCCUAAGGGUGCCCGACCAUUUGCCAAUAUUGCAAGUUUAUUUGCUGAAUUUUCUCUGAUGUGUACGUAUGUGGGUGUGUGCUGCAUAUACACGGUGCUCAUAGGAGAUUCGAUAAAACAGCUUUUUGACAAAUACGUACCUUCGGUGGUCUUACCCGUGGAGUACUAUUGCUUGAUCAUCCUUAUACCACUGUGUCUGAUGUGCCAAAUAAAAUACCUGAAGUGGUUAGCGAUUUUUUCAAUAUUGGCAAACAUUCUGCUUUUUGUGACAUAUCUCUUCUGCCUGUAUUAUAUUUUCAAUGGAGAGAUGAAUUUCAGCGAUAAAAAAGCAAUUGGCAACCCUGCGAGAUACCCAGCAUUUUUGUCGACGGUUAUUUUCGCAAUGGAGGGAAUUGGAGUAGUUAUGCCAGUGGAAAAUGCGAUGAAGAAACCGAAGCAUUUUCUAGGUUUCCCGAGCGUCCUCGUGGUUGCCAUGGGAGCGAUUGUAUUUCUCUACACCUCUUUGGGACUCUUUGGUUACUUCCGCUACGGUGAUGUUCUCAGAGGAUCGAUAACGUUAAAUCUGCCAAUGGACGAGUGGCCAGCGAUAUGCGCUAAAGUGUGCAUAGCCCUUUCUAUUUUCUUCACAUACCCUCUACAGUUCUACGUCGUGAUUGACAUAUACACCAAAUACACCGAUCCACGAAUAAAUCAGAAAUAUAAGGUUGUCACCCAGGUAGCUGCCCGCGUCUUCGGAGUGUGUUGUUGUGUUGGUAUCGGCAUAGCCCUUCCUCUCCUAGAGCAGAUCAUCAACAUCGUCGGCGCAGCGUUCUACUCUAUCCUGGGACUCAUCAUUCCGGCAACCAUCGAAACAGUAUUUCGAUGGCAUGAUCUCGGAAAGUACAACUGGGUUUUAUGGAAAAACAGCUUCAUAGUUUUAUUCGGAAUCUUCUGUUUAAUUUCUGGUUGUACGGUUACUAUUUUAGAUAUCAUAAAAAUUCAACAUAGUAAAACCAUGUAGAUCGCUUUAAGGAUGACUCACGUUAGACCGGGCCGGAGCUUCUUCCUUUAUUUUGAAUUGUAUUAGCCAAGAACUUAAACUUUUCUUACUUCGCUUAAAACACGAAAUGAGUGAGUGAGUGUUAUGUAUUAAGAGCUAUAUACUUAUGGCGUUUUCUUUUCUUUACGAACUUUUGUUCGGGUCAUACCUGAUUUGAGAAUCCUCCUUAGAACUUUAUUUAAUGUAUAACCUUCUAAGUACCUACCUAUUAUAGUUAAAACUUCCUAAGGGAUCUAGGACAAAUCCGAUUAGGUAGGUAACAGGUUAAUGCUUUGAGUUGAUUAUAUGACUAUAUAUACAUACCUAGGUAGUUAAAAUUAAUAAAUACAAAUAUUGCAUUAAGUAAUAGGGUACUUUAAUAGAAUGGAAACUUAUAUUUAAGAGACAUUUUAAGCGACUUUAGAGAAAUCUCUCUAUCACAAUCCCAAUUAAGGUUCUUCGACCGACAUGUGAUGUGAGAUAUUUAACCUCUAGCCGCCCCGAGACCUAUAAAAAGGUCUCCUGGUCCAUUCUAAUUUGAACUUUGUGUUGACAAAAUAAAAUUUUAUUUUGCUUGGCAAGGUUUGACGUAUGGGCGGCUAGAGGUUAAUGGGUAAUUUUACUUGUGCUUAAUGUUAGGCAUUCAGUGCGAUAGAGCAAAUUAUUUUUUUGUUACAAUUAUAUACCUUACCCUAAUUUAUUAAACAAAGCCGUACGGUACGUUCAUGUUUAAUAAGUAGUUACUACUUAGUUAAGUAUUUAUUCAGUGAAAUAAAUUAUUAAAUGAAA